AUGGCCUGCGGCCUGCCCAGCGGCGCGCUGCAGGGCGUCGCGCUCGCCCACGGCGACGCCGCGGGCAUACGGCUGCCGCCGGCGCUCGCGCCCGUGCAGGUCGUGAUCGUGCCGGUCCCCAAGGGCGGCGGCGGCGGUGCCGGCGGCCGCGCCGCACUCGCGGCGGAGGCGGAGCGGCUGCGCGGCGAGCUGCAGGCGGCUGGCGUGCGCGCGGAGGUCGACGGCCGCAGCUGCGUGCCGGGCGCCAAGUUCGGGUCGUCGGAGCGCCGCGGCGUCCCGCUGCGCAUCGAGUUUGAUACGGAGAGCGUCGCCUCCCGCACCUGCGUCAUCUCGAAGCGCGACGAGCCCGGCCCCGCCGCCAAGCUGCGCGACGUGAGCACCGAGCCCGGCGCGCUGGCGGCCGCCGUCAUCGACCUGCUGGAUGACGCCCAGCUGGCGCUGAGGUGGCGGUCCGCCGCGGCGCUGCAGUCCGAGGUGGUGGACGUGUCUUCGUACUGGGAGCUGAGGGACGCGAUCGAGGCCGGCAAGUGGGCGCGCGGCCCCUGGGCCGGCGGCGCCGACGACGAGGCCGCCGUGCUGCGGGAGGCAGGCGCCGCGCUGGUGUGCAUCCCCCUGGAGCAGCCCUCCAGCCUGCAGCGCGGCUGGACGACCUGCCUCUACACGGGCUACCAGGCGACUGAGGUCGCCGUCUUCGCGCGCGCCGCGCCGUGA
Molecule: messenger RNA, 711 nt
Organism: Monoraphidium neglectum
Lineage: Eukaryota; Viridiplantae; Chlorophyta; Chlorophyceae; Sphaeropleales; Selenastraceae
Product: prolyl-tRNA synthetase
Exons: 4
Coding region: 1-711 (236 amino acids)
Biological process (GO): prolyl-tRNA aminoacylation
Cellular component (GO): aminoacyl-tRNA synthetase multienzyme complex; cytoplasm
Molecular function (GO): proline-tRNA ligase activity; ATP binding
Source: RefSeq, a predicted model, not a curated record